Diceros bicornis minor is the source of this 2957-nucleotide messenger RNA. RefSeq names its product Yip1 domain family member 6 (gene YIPF6). Gene Ontology annotation, cellular component: trans-Golgi network; membrane. The coding region runs from base 44 to 751 and encodes 235 amino acids. Lineage: Eukaryota; Metazoa; Chordata; Mammalia; Perissodactyla; Rhinocerotidae. The record is from RefSeq and is a predicted model, not a curated record. The transcript is spliced from 7 exons. Gene Ontology annotation, biological process: endoplasmic reticulum to Golgi vesicle-mediated transport.
CCGCAAAGGCCUGUGGGAGCGACCGGGGAGAAGGAGGGCCAAGAUGGCGGAAGCGGCGGAGUCUCCAGGAGACCCGGUGACAGCAUCGUCCAGGCCCCUGUUUGCAGGCCUUUCAGAUAUAUCCAUCUCACAAGACAUCCCCGUGGAAGGAGAAAUCACCAUUCCUAUGAGAUCUCGCAUUCGGGAAUUUGACAGUUCCACAUUAAAUGAAUCUGUUCAGAAUACCAUGAUGCGUGAUCUAAAAGCUGUUGGGAAAAAAUUCAUGCAUGUUUUAUACCCAAGGAAAAGUAAUACUCUUUUGAGAGAUUGGGAUUUAUGGGGCCCUUUGAUCCUUUGUGUGACACUUGCAUUAAUGCUUCAAAGAGGCUCUGUAGAUAGCGAAAAAGAUGGAGGGCCCCAGUUUGCAGAAGUGUUUGUCAUUGUCUGGUUUGGUGCAGUUACCAUCACCCUCAACUCAAAACUUCUUGGAGGAAACAUAUCUUUUUUUCAGAGCCUCUGUGUGCUGGGUUACUGUAUACUUCCCUUGACAGUGGCAAUGCUGGUUUGCCGGCUGGUACUUUUGGCCGAGCCAGGACCAAUAAACUUCAUGGUCCGGCUUUUUGUGGUGAUCGUGAUGUUUGCCUGGUCUAUCGUAGCCUCUACAGCUUUUCUUGCUGACAGCCAGCCUCCAAAUCGCAAAGCCCUUGCCGUUUAUCCUGUUUUCUUGUUCUAUUUUGUUAUCAGUUGGAUGAUUCUCACCUUCACUCCUUAGUAAAUCAGAGAGUGGAAAUUAAAAACCCGUGAAUUGAAGGCUCAUCUGAAAAAUGCAAUGGAGCUUUGCCUCUGGCCCUCUUUUGUCUAGUUUUGGAAGUAUUUGGUAACUGGGUAUCUGAGGAGAUUAAAAGGGAGCCAUAAAGCACCGUUGCCACUUAUGUAAGGAACUGAUGUUUGAAAGGUUGUUCUUCUCCUCUUAAUGUUAUUUCUUUAAGAUACAUGUGCAUAGUACACACAGUAUAAUGCCUUCUUAAGGCAUGAUGGAGUCACCAUGGUCCAUUUGGGUGACAACCAAUGACUCGAAAGCACAUGGAUACAUCCUAUAAGUUGAAUAGAGUUGGUAGCUAUAUUUUCAGUUUUGAGAAUACCAGUUCAGGUGCAGCUCUUAAACACAUUGCCUUAUGACUGUUAGAAUAUGCCUCUCUUAUGAAUAAGAAUGGAUAAUCUGUAUCCAUUUUCUUUUAUUACUCUCUUCAGCUUAAAAAGGCAAUGACAGAGGUUGGGAGUGGGAUUCAUAGAUGUGAGAGGAGAAAACAUGCAUUAACCAAUAUUCAGAUUUUGAUCAGAGAAAGUUCUGCACUUGUUGCUUUAAAAAGAAGCAAAGGACAUCUAAAGAAUCAGCUUCUUGAGUCUUUCUGUGUAGUCACCUUUCUGCCAUGCCUAACAGCACCUCAGUGACACUUUAGUUUUUAAUCUUACUCUCCAGCUCUGAAUAUGCAGGCUAAGGUGUUAGUAGUCAAUAUGUCGUUUUCCUUUGACUGAAGCUCUCAGUGGGCCAACGCUUGAACUUAUCCAAGUAGAAGACCUCAGAAAUUUAGAUCGGUAGGUCCCUAAUUCAUAUUAUCAUGUGGGCACCUUCUCUUAAGGGUAGAACGAGGCAAUUUAGAUACAGCAUAGCUAUAAGGAAUUCUUUGUUAUUCUGUGUUGUAGCCUGGCUUUUAAUUAGAGAGUAAAGCUAAAUCAGAAGCCUGCAUUUAGCCUUCAUGUGAACAUGGAGGGAUUUAAUGUUCUGAUGGCUGAUUCACAGAACUAGACACAUGACGUAAGAUAAGUUGGGUUUACAGCUGCUGCCUUUUCAUAGUGGGCUUAGCGGUUUUUUCCAUGAGAUGUGUUUUUGGGUUGGGGAAUAGCAAUUUAUUUUCUUGAUUUUAGACUUUAUUUGUAAAGCUAAUUAGCUUUCCUUUAGACAAGUACUUUUUUUGCACAUGUGCAACCUACUUGUAUUCUCACCUAUUUAUGCACACAAGUGUGAAGACUUUUCAGGGAGCAGAGUAUCUGAGACAGGCUGAUUCUGAGCUAAACAGGGCUCCUUUAAGGUAAUAUGAGCUGCUGCCUUCUAUAAAUUACACAUUGGAAGAACUCUUAAUAGACAAAGAUUAGGAGUCAGGCAGAAAACAUUCAUUGUAAAUAUACAGUUACCUAUAAAGAUAGGAAUUUCUUUUUUGUGUGUGUGUGAGGAAGAUUAGCCCUGAGCUAACAUCCAUUGCCAAUCCUCCUCUUUUUGCUGAGGAAGAUUGGCCGUGGGCUAACAUCUGUGCCCAUCUUCCUCUGCUUUAUAUGGGACGCUGCCACAGCAUGGCUUGACAAGCAGUGCGUCAGUCCGUGCCCGGGAUCCGAACCUGAGAACCCCGGGCUGCCGAAGCGGAGCGCGUGAACCUAACUGCUACGCCACUGGGCUGGCCCAAGAUAGGAAUUUCUUAUUCCACAUUUUUUCUUUAUCAUAAAAUUUAAAUAUUUAUUCAUUUCUGUAUUUAAAGACUACCUACACAUAGAUAUAUAAUUUUAAAAACAUAUUUUCUUCAUAUCCAGAUUAACUAAGUGAACAAUACUAGGACCAAUUGGUUCUUGGAAUGAUGCUCGAUUACAAAUCAUUACAAAGUUGGUCCUCUCUGUCCCAACCUUGUCCAAAGUUUUUGGUUAUAUUUUUGUAUUUAUUUCAAUUUCCCUUUAAGAUUUUAAAAUAAACCCUAUGAAGUCAAAGCCAAUGUUUCAGUCUUGAAUUGGUAAAGAAAAUAUUUUGAAACUGGUUCUAAUUUUGAAAUUGGUCCUAAAUUAUCAUCCAUUUCCAUUGUCUGAAAUUUUCUAACUUCCCACUAGAAAUAUCUCUGUUCCAAAGUUGUUUCAUAAUCUGUCCCAAUGAUUAUAAUUUAAAAUUAAAGAAAUAAUUAUGCUUCUCAAAAGGGAAUUAAGUCUUUACCGAAUUU